This is a messenger RNA of Trichoplusia ni (cabbage looper), 4295 nucleotides long. RefSeq names its product leucine-rich PPR motif-containing protein, mitochondrial (gene bsf). Gene Ontology annotation, molecular function: protein binding. Lineage: Eukaryota; Metazoa; Arthropoda; Insecta; Lepidoptera; Noctuidae. The transcript is spliced from 9 exons. Bases 157 to 4083 code for a protein of 1308 amino acids. The record is from RefSeq and is a predicted model, not a curated record.
UAGAACGAAGUGACAUAACUUGACAUAACCUCAAAGUUCUUUUAGAGGUAGUUCUUGGUGGUUUCAUACAAUUUUGAUUGAAGUUUAAAGAUUUUCCUGACAUUAUAGAGCAGGGCCAAUUCAAUUAUUAAUGUUUUAAAAAUAAAGUUCAACAUAAUGUCGUCACUUCUACGAUCCACAAAGUUUGUGCGAUACUUCACUGGUGCGGCUAGAACGCUUAUACUAAACUCGGCUAAGACCGCUGAAGCCAGUUCUCUCAUUAACCCCAAAGCUCUCAGUGCCGCUAAUAAUGUUUUAUUGAGAGACUAUGCUACAAAGAAAAAGGAGAGCUUGGAACCAUUGUUACAAAAACUAGAUUCAGAAGUGCGGAGAUUUGGGAGGAUCACAAAGAAAGACAUUGAUGAAGUGUUUGAUGAAAUCAGAUCUAGAAAUGACAUCACAAGCUCACAGUCACUACUGGUCAUCAGGUGUUGUGGUGAACUGGUACCAGAAGAACUACCGGAACAAAGAACAUUGCUUGUCCAGAAGAUAUGGAGUGUCCUCACAGAGAGAGGCAUACCCAUGGACAUAUCCCACUACAAUGCCUUGUUGAGGGUGUACAUUGAGAAUGAGCACCCAUUCUCACCUGCCAAGUUCCUUGAAGAACUGGAGAGGAAGGGAUUGCAGCCCAACAGGGUAACAUACCAAAGACUGAUGUGGCGAUACUGCCAAGAGGGUGACGUUGAAGGCGCCACGAAAGUAUUAGAAAGAAUGCGGGAACUGAGCAUGCCUGUUUCCGAGCCUGUACUAAACGCGUUAGUUAUGGGCCACGCUUUUCACGGUGACACUGAAGGAGCCAAAGCAGUGUUGGAAACAAUGGCAGGAGCAGGCCUGGAGCCUACCAACCGUACAUACACGCUGCUAGCAUGUGGAUAUGGAAAGAAAGGAGAUAUUGCUGGGGUGCAGGCCACCAUCAAAACAGCAAACGAUAAGGAAACCUUUAUGACUGACAAGGAUAUUCUGGAGAUUAUUGAGCACCUUGCUGUCAGCGGCCAUGGCGACAAAGUGGAUGAGCUGAUCCCACACCUGCAGAAAGGUAUAGGUUAUAACCAGGAUGUGUGCAAUCUCAUCUUGAGACUGCUUAACAAAGGACAAGAGGAAACUGCAAAGAAAAUCAUGAAGACCAUGCCCAAGUCCACUAAUGUUGAAGAUACUUUAUUCAAGGGAGCAUUCUUUGUUAAACAGUUGUUAAGGAUUAAUAAAUCAGCUGAUGAUAUCAUCAAAACCUGCAGGGAAUUGAUUAGCGAGGGACUGGUACCUAAUGCCUUCUUCAUCGCUACUGAAGGUGCACUUCAACAUGGUCAUACUGAACUGGCCCUAAAAUUAUUCCAAGAAUUAAAGAAAGAAGGCCUAGAAAUCAGACCACAUUACUAUUGGCCUUUGCUAGCGCAGAAAGGAAAGGAGAAUGAUGAAGAGGGUCUUCUGCAGAUCCUUAGAAAUAUGGUCGGCAAUGGCAUAUCUGCCACUGGAGAAGCUCUGAGAGAUUAUGUAAUUCCUUACUUGAUUAAAAAAGACACGCCACAAAAUGUGAUACUCAAACUGCAGAUUGCUAAUGUUCCCGUUAUACAUUGUGCAAGGAAUAUAAUGGUGGAACUGUUGGAUUCAGGAAACAUCAAGAGCGCGGCAGAAAUUGCUCUGCAAUAUCGUCCAAGAGGCAACUACGGCUUGGUGGCUAGACCACUUAUCAAUGCUUUGAACAAAACUAAGGAUGUUAACUCUUUCGUGUCGAUACUCCAUGUUAUUUGUAGCAAGCCGCCAGCCUUAGCGCAGGCUGAAGAUGACGCGACCACUGAUGACAUCGUUAGUGACGAGACCAAUGCUAUCCAAGAAAUCAGCCGCAUCUUACUGUCAUCUAUCAAAAGCUUGGGCAAACCAGACUUAGUGGAAAGCCUACUCCAAGGUAUUUACUCAAAAGGCUUAAGAAUAACGACAGAGACUGCCGAAUCUAUUCAACAAUUCCUUGGAGAAAACAUGACGACUAAUCAUUCAGAGUUGCUAUCCAAAUUGACGACAACUGACAUGGAGAUGGUUCCAUUAGAAAAUUCCCGCAGGACGAAUGGAGUUCGUACCACCGCUCAGAUUGAAGGUCUGUACAAAAACUUGAAGGCUAAAGGUAGCGCUAACUUAACUCGCAUUCAGAAACAAUUGCUUGUAGCAUAUAUAAAAGACAACAAUGUUAGCAAAGUUAACAGUUUCUUAGAAGAAUUAAAGGCGACCAACUUCGAACUGACUACAGCUACAUUAGCACAGCUAUUUGAGUGCUAUUGUGAAAAUGGUGAAAUACAGCGAGCUGAAGACUGUAAGAAGCAACUUUCAGAGAAGAAUCCCGAUUUCGAACUGAACAAAUACAAACUUGUAGUGAUGGCUUAUGCUUUAGUAAAAGCCAACAGGUUUGACGAAGCCAUUCAAUAUCUAAAACAAAACAAACAGGCUGAUGAAACCCCUGGCUUCAUGGUUAACUCUAAAUGCUGGCAAAUGCUGAACAUGUUAGCAGAACAGAAAAAUGAUGCACAGGUAAAGGAAAUGACGAACACUCUAAUAGCAAACAACUAUAUUCAAGCUUCAAAUGUGAUACUGGGACCUUCAAUUAAAGUUCAUAUACUGAAAGAUGACAUAGAGAGUGCUCUUAAGGAAUUUGAGUACUCUUGCAAACAGUACAGGAGUACUCCUUGGAAAGGCGAGCUUAUGAAGGCUUUAAUCAUGAAAGAGGAUGCCACUAAACUACAGUGGUUGGCUGAUCUUAGUACACAAGUGCACGGUGAAGUGAAUAUUCUACACGAUCUAGUGUUGGCGUUUGUAGAGUGUGGACGCUUGCGCCAGGCUCGGCGUAUCCUCGAGACUCCCGGACUACAAACCCGUCACCGCCGCUUAGAUGACGCCUGCCAGAGAUAUGUUGAGGAAGGUAAAUCCGAGUACCUAGAGGGUUUACUAGAAGCUACAAAGGAAUUGUCUCAUAUUGACCGAUCCAACAUCUUCUACCAUUUACUGCAAACAUACUGCAAGGCUGACGAAACUGACAAAGCUCUUGGUUUAUGGACCCUUUUACAAGAGGAGGGAGAAGUGCCCAGUGAGCAAUUCCUGCAACACCUCGGCAAGCAUUUGAAAUCUAAGAACAGAGAAGUACCCUUCAUUAUCCCAGAAGAAAAAAACGUGAAGCCAGGCAAACAAGCCGACAUUGUAGAAAAGAUAGUUGACCGAAAAGUUCCUACGAAACCUACCAAGAACGACAUUUCGGAAAAAAUUGAGAAUAUGGUUAAAGAUGGACUUUUGUCACAAGCAAUGGAUGUGGCCAUCAAGUCCAUUGAGCAUGGAGUAAUACCCAAAACAGCAGUGGUCAAGUUUUUACUGAAGGCCUUAGCUGAAGAGGGUAAUGUAGAAAAGAUUCAACAACUGGGUAAUUACAUAAACGAAUCGAUAAAACGUCGCGUAACCUACGAUGACAAGUUGACUUUAGCAGUAUUCACACGAGGUGCUGGUAAUCAUCAUAUUGACAGCUUACUGGAGUCGGUACAGGCAGCAAAAACGGAAGAAGAUUUGGACAAUGCCCUGAGGAAGUUCCCAAGAAGUAGCGCUCUGGAAGCUGCCAUUCAGGAUAACGAACUUGUCGCCAAAUGUAACACAAUCGUCGAUAUAGCAGGUGCACAAGGAAAAUUCUUGCCAGCAAAUCUCUUAUGGAUGGAGCUUAUUCUUUCGGGAAAACAUAAAGAGGCUGAAGCACUUUGGAACAAAUGGCUACACAAGUCACCUGUUGUCGUAUUCAGGAGAUUACUCCAAGAAAGUCACUCACGAAAACAGCCAGAAAUAAUUGAAAAUCUAAUCAAUGUUCUAAAAACAAACAAAACAAUAACGCAUGCAUCUAUAGGCAAUGCUUACUCGCGCCUCAUCAAUUUCUAUCUUUUGGAAAACAAACGCCAGGAAGCCGAAGAUGCUUUGUCCACAGCUUUUAAAUCGGGCCUGAACACAGAGCACUUAAACAAAACCACUUUGACGAGACUUAAAGCUUUAGUUGAAGAAAGUGGUGGUGUGUUCAAGUACUCCAUCUAAUUCUAAUUAGUAAUAAGUCGCUUUGUUUAUUGCAUUUCAAUAUCGGCAUCCAAACAUUGUUACAAGUAUCUUACGUGUAGUAUAUUGUACAAUAUCCAUUUAUUUGUUGUUAGUAACUCAUUGUUAUGAAAUACAUUAUUUUCAAAUUAUGUUUUAUUACUACUAAGCCUGACAUGUCUUGUUCAAUAUCAGGGAUGUUCAUUUACCAAAAA